Vollenhovia emeryi is the source of this 2345-nucleotide messenger RNA. RefSeq names its product protein rolling stone-like. The record is from RefSeq and is a predicted model, not a curated record. Gene Ontology annotation, cellular component: membrane. Lineage: Eukaryota; Metazoa; Arthropoda; Insecta; Hymenoptera; Formicidae. Bases 423 to 1364 code for a protein of 313 amino acids. The transcript has 2 exons.
CGGAUUACGCGUGCAACUGGCUUCAGUUUAGCGGGAUAUCGAGACCGAAAUUGCGCCGCUUCUCUCUUCUCGUCGACGUUACAAUUUUCUCUCGGACAACUCGAGUGAACGAUCUUUCAAAAUGCACCGAGAGACAACCGCUCCGCCGCCCAAAACUCUUUAUCCAAGUGACCUGAAAAGGAGGGACGAGUCCGCAUAAAUGCAGACGUUACGGCAUUUAUUCCCCGCGUCUGCGUCGUUCCGCGAAAUUUGAGGGAAAACAUUUCAGCAAGGCCGCCCGGGAGGUCUUCCGCGCUCGCGCGUUUUAUCUCGGCCGGCUGUCACGGCGAGAGAAUCGAGCAGCUGUUCGGCAAAAGUUAGGUUAGGUGCCUCUCGAUCGCGCGUACUCGGUCGCGUCUGUCAGCGCGACUGCUCCUUCGAGAAUGGUGCUCUCGUUCACAGGACUGCCCUCCUCCAAGCGACUGUUGUUACUCUUCCUGCAGUGUUCGCUAUGUCACCGCACAAUGGUGAGCAAGUUCUGGUGCCAGGAGAUCGGACGAAGGUGGAAACAGGCGGCCAGGCAGGAGCCGCCGCAGGCGCGUGUGCUCUCCGAGCCAAAGUACCAGUCGUACGCGGCCAUCUGGUACCUCUACUACCGCUGGAUCAUCUUCCUGGUAUGGGCCGCCUUCGUCGUGUGUUCAUUAUUUGAGUUCGGCAGCUACAAACCGCUGCUGCAGCAAGAGAAAUGGCCAAUCUAUCUCACCAACUGGGACAUGGCUUUGGGCCUCGCGCAAGCGUUUAUUGGCUGUAUUCUUGUGUCGAAACGAUGGCGCUUGCAGAAGAUACCUGGCUUCGACCCUUGCAAUCUCAAAUUAGAAUUCACCGAGCGGCUAUACUGGUUUCUGUACGUUGUCACGACCAAUAUGGCCAUUGGCGUGACGGUGUGUUACUGGCUCGCCGUAUACAAUCCGGAAAUCCACCAAGUGGACCCGCUCAACAUCAUGAUGCAUGUGUGCAACAGCGUGCUGAUGCUGAUCGAUUUAUUUGUCACCAGUAUACCGUUUCGUUUGCAGCACUUCUGGUGGUGCCUGUCGAUCGUCUUAUUCUACGUGAUCUUCUCGGUGAUCUAUUACAUCGCCGGCGGCCUUGACAAGUUCGGCUACCAUUACAUCUACAAAAUCCUCGAUUGGAAGAAGCCGUUGCGAACGUUGCUCGUUUGUAUUGGUGGUUUCAUGUUCGUGACGGUGCUGCAUUGCGUCGUUUGCAUGCUGGCGAACGUCAGGGACCGCGUCUAUCGCAAGACUGCCGAGAAAUUCAGCAAACCUAUGCAGAUAAACAUUACGGACGAUAAACCGCUACCAGAAAAACAAAUAGAAGUAGUUUAAUUGGUGAAGAAGUCUAGAAAUGUUUGUUUUCGUCUAACGUGCUUCUCGGCAUGUAAAACUCUUAACUCGUUAAAAAAAUAUUCGGCAAGGCAAGAUGAAACGUGCCUUCUUGUGGUGAUUGCGCCUCCGAGUAGCGCCCUUCUCUGGCGAGCGAGACUUCUGUGGGCAAUCUAGCUUGCUUAUAGAAACGAUCAAGUAUUAAUGAGAUGUUAACAAUGUUUGAUGAGUGAUACAACUAAGUAGGUGAUCUCUUGUACGUCUUUGUAAGCUUCGUCUUCGGCUAUAUUUCCAACAAACUAGAAAAGCAAUGAUUGUUACUAGCAAUAUUAGACUGCGUAUCCACUUGAGGCUGCAAAUCGGCUUCGAAGCGUUCUUCUCCUCCCUCCCUUUAAUAAAGAAAGAUUAAGAAGAAGAACGCUUUGAAGUAUUUGUAACAUCAAGAGAACCGCAGUCAAUACACCGAUUAAAAUCAUUCUCAAUUUGUAGACUGCAAAAAUUUACUUGUAAUUAAUUAGAAAUUAUGUGACAAUAUCGUGGAUGCCUGACAGUAUUUGUGAACGCUUUAAUUCGGUUCUGAACACAUGUUUACUAUUUAGACACAAGUAAAAAUUUACAUAAAACAACAUCAAACUUAGUUGACUGUAUCUGGCAACUUUUGAUACGGUCAACUAAAUUUGAUGUUGUUAAUUAUUGCUGGCGACCCUGAAGAUUUUCCUGUGAGUUUACAUAAAAUUUUUUUUUCUUUGAAUAAUGCAAAUCUUAUUACGGAAAAUAGUAAACAUUCCGUAAACAUUCCAUUGGAAUUAAAAUAAAUUAAUACUUUUACCUUGUAUUUAGUGCUAUAUGAUUUUACUGUAUCGCAUUUUUGUAACGCUGAGAAAUAACGAAUAUAUUUUUGUAUUAGAUAAAAAUAAUCACACUUGCUUUAAAGGCACUAUGAACUCAGGUCCAGAUUACAUCAACGUUGUGUAUAUUCAAGCA